Messenger RNA from Colossoma macropomum (tambaqui), 476 nucleotides. RefSeq names its product phospholipase A2 inhibitor and Ly6/PLAUR domain-containing protein-like. The record is from RefSeq and is a predicted model, not a curated record. NCBI's taxonomy places the organism in Eukaryota, Metazoa, Chordata, Actinopteri, Characiformes, Serrasalmidae. The coding region runs from base 95 to 364 and encodes 89 amino acids. The transcript is spliced from 4 exons.
UAAAGAGGGAACGUGUAACAGUGGGACUCAAACCAGGAGCGUAAUCAAAGCUCUGAAACAAGCGUCUACUUUUGCUGAAUAACAUUCAAGAAUAAUGAAGACCCUGCUUGUGGCUCUCCUUCUUGCCAUGCUGUUGAUGAGUGGUUCUGCCCUGAAAUGUAACCGCUGUGUUCCGCGUCCUGGGGGCCGUUGCACUACCACCACGGAAACCUGCAGCUUUAACCAAGACGCCUGUGUCUCUGGCAUGUUCACCAGAUUCCCCUUUACCUAUUUCAAGAGGUGCAUCAAAUUGUCUGAAUGCCUCAUCAUGCAGCGCACUUCUUACAUCAAUGCCCGCUGCUGUCAAAGUGACCGUUGCAACUAGGUCACAGAGAGUGGAUCACAAUUGAAAUGGCAAACAGAAAAUUCAUCAAGUAUUAAAUCAUAAGUAAUAAUACAUCAUUUAGUAAUAAAAUCUGAUCUGCUUACGAUUCAAA